CCCGUUUGGCCAGGUACACUGUGUUUGGGCGUGCGCAUCUCAGCGAGAGAGAGAGGACGAGGAGGGGCAGGGGAGUAGGCGAGUAGAGCAGAGAUGGAGGCGUUCAGGAAGCAGGCGAGCAAGUUCAAGGAGCAGGUCGCCAAGCAGCAGCAGGCUGUGAUAAAACAAUUCAGCACUACUGGUUACGAGCGUUCAGAUUCUGUUGUCAUUGAUGAAGUUGAAUUACAGCAACAUCAAAGGCUUGAGAAAUUGUACAGUUCUACUCGUUCUGGAAGGGAUUUUCAAAAGGACAUAGUUCGAGCAGCUGAAGGCUUGGUGUCUAUUGGAAGCAAGCAUAUUGAAGUGGGUGCGACAGAUGAGCCAGACGGUUGGGACUGGCACCAGGCGUAGGGGGCUCUGGUACAUGGACCAGGAGGUGCAGCCGGACUUGGUGUGUGCUGCGACCAUGGAGGAUAAGGAGAAGCAGGCGAUGAUCCAUCACUGUAGGAUGGGGCAUGUAUCUUCUCAUAAGAUGGGUAGAAUAUUUCCGGAUGUUAUGUGUGGAAUAG
Messenger RNA from Triticum urartu, 548 nucleotides. NCBI's taxonomy places the organism in Eukaryota, Viridiplantae, Streptophyta, Magnoliopsida, Poales, Poaceae. The record is from RefSeq and is a predicted model, not a curated record.